This is a messenger RNA of Fusarium odoratissimum NRRL 54006, 804 nucleotides long. RefSeq lists its product as uncharacterized. Gene Ontology annotation, molecular function: ADP-ribose diphosphatase activity. Gene Ontology annotation, biological process: nucleoside phosphate metabolic process; ribose phosphate metabolic process. The record is from RefSeq and is a predicted model, not a curated record. Gene Ontology annotation, cellular component: nucleus. The coding region runs from base 35 to 727 and encodes 230 amino acids. The transcript has a single exon. Lineage: Eukaryota; Fungi; Ascomycota; Sordariomycetes; Hypocreales; Nectriaceae.
UCCUCAAUCAAUCCCUCAUUCAACACUCAACCACAUGCGCCAUCUCCCUCUCCGCCAGUGCUUCAAACCGCGCUUUCGUCUCUCUCUUACCCGACCAUUCACCAUGAAUCAGAAAACACAAGAACCCGUCAUUACCAAAACCUCUGACCUCCCCAUUGAUGAGGCAAAGUGGGUAACCCUCAAAAAGAUCGAGUACGUCGAUCAAGUCGGAAAGACACGAACAUGGGAGGUCGCAACACGAAAAACAAGAGGAAAAUCUGGUGUCGAUGCUGUAGCUAUGGGAAACAUUCUUCUUCAUCCAUCAAAGCCUGCUUCCACUCUACUCGUCAUUCAAUACCGACCCCCUCUUGAUGCCUACACUAUCGAAUGGCCUGCUGGACUCAUCGACGCUGAAGAGACUGCCGAAGAAGCAGCUGUUCGAGAAUUCAAGGAGGAAACUGGAUAUGAUUGCAAGGUUUUGAGUGUCAGUCCUGCGCAAGCUGCCGAUCCCGGAAUGACAAACGCCAACAUGCAACUGGCCAUGGUUGAGGUUCAAUUGGGCGAAAACGAUGAAGAGCCGGAACAAAGACUUGAUGAUGGAGAGCACAUCCAACGGGAGAUUAUUCCUUUGUCUGAACUGUAUGAGCGCUUGGUUGAGUACUCCAAGAGAGAGCGUACGGUUGUUGCGGCCAAACUUUUUCACUUUGCUGCAGGCAUGCAUUUUGCCCAAACUCAGAAGUACUUUUAGAGACAAUAGACGACAGCUGUCAUUAUAUCACAGUAUAGCCUUGAUUAUCAGACAAGUUAUCCCAAUGAAGCCUUUCA